CUACUCCGCUAUGUAUUAAGGCUGAGCUCGACAGGUUACGUUCGUUUUUUUCUUUUCCCUUUCCCCUUCCACCACUGAAUGCCCCCGUCGGCUUUUCGUAUCUUGAGCUUCCUGAAUUGUCGACGGUCUACGUUAAACAUUCAUCUGCAAAAGAACAGAUCACUCCCUUUCUAUUCUGCACUACUAGUACAACAGCAACAACAACAACAACAGCAACAGCAACGCAACAGCAGUAAUAGUAACACUCGAGUAAACCACCCACCCAUUUCCUCUACCACUACAGCACUAGCAGCAACAGCAACAGCACGUAACCUGCAUCAACAGCAGCCAAAAAGACACUUUUCUGAUUCGAUUGCACCUAUGCCAGCUGUUGCCACCGACUCUCCUUCAGACUGGGAACUUUCCAGCUCUGGCAAAUAUUGGACAUUUACUCGUCCAUUGGAAAAAUCCGAUAAUGACGACCGGCAUUAUCGUUUAAUCAAACUAGCCAGUAACGAUUUACAAGUGCUAUUGAUCCAUGAUAGCGAUACAGACAAAUCCAGCGCAGCUUUGGACGUGCAUGUGGGUCAUUUAAGCGAUCCGGACGAUUUGCAAGGUCUCGCGCAUUUCUGUGAACACUUGCUCUUCAUGGGAACCGAAAAGUAUCCGAAAGAAAACGACUACAACCAGUACCUUGCUGAACAUUCGGGUUUCUCAAAUGCAUUCACUGGCCUCGAAAACACCAACUACUACUUUGAAAUCGGCCAUGAAUAUCUGGGUGGUGCGCUAGAUCGGUUUGCCCAGUUUUUCAUUUCGCCCUUGUUUUCUGCAAGCUGUACAGAACGCGAGCUUAAGGCUGUGGAUUCAGAACACAAGAAGAAUCGACAGCAAGAUAGUUGGCGUAUGUUCCAACUCGAAAAAUCGUUGAGUAAUCCAGAUCAUCCUUAUUGCCAUUUCGGUACUGGUAGUUUGGAAACGCUGUACGACGAUCCAAAGGCGAAGGGUCAGGACAUUCGUGCCGAACUGCUCAAGUUCCAUGACAAUUAUUAUUCUGCCAACAUCAUGAAGCUUUGUAUUCUCGGGCGAGAAUCACUCGAUCAGUUGACCGAUUGGGCAGUCGAGAGAUUCAAAGAUGUGCGCAACAAGGGGAUCGAGCCACCCAGUUUCCCUGGCCAUCCAUUGACAGAGAAGGAAUUGAUGAAACAAAUAUUUAUCAAGCCUGUUAAGGAUGUGCGUUCCUUGGAAAUGACGUUUCCCUUUCCCGAUCAACGACCCUUGUACGCUGUCCAGCCCGGUAGAUACAUUUCGCAUUUGAUCGGUCAUGAAGGACACGGCUCAAUUCUGUCGUUGUUGAAGAAGAAUGGUUGGGCAAACUACUUGCAAGUUGGGUCUAUUCAUGGUGGCAUUGGAUUCGAAUUCUUGCGGAUCAGUAUCGACUUGACAGAAGAGGGUCUUAAAUGCUAUGAAGACGUUGUCCUGUGCGUAUUCCAAUAUAUCGAAUUAUUGCGGAGAACAGGUGUCCAAGAAUCGACGUUCAAUGAAGUACGAUCUUUGGCAUCGUUGGCUUUUCGAUUCAAGGAAAAGUACCCACCCUCACAGUACACUUCCCGCCUUGCUGGCCUUAUGCAACACGGCUAUCCAUCGCAAAAUGUGCUCAGUGGACCAAGCUUGAUUAGAGAGUACAAUCCCGAGUUGAUCAACCGGGACCUGGGCUACCUGCGACCCGACAAUUUCAGAAUUAUGGUUGCAAGCCAACAGCCACCUGGCAAUGUGGAAUUCACAAAGAGGGAGCGUUGGUAUGAUACGGAGUACGAGAUCAUGGAAUUCAGUGAUCCUUUGAAGGAGUCACUGCGAGAAUUGGAGCUAAACACAGCACUCCAUCUUCCUGAUCGCAACGAUUUCAUUCCAACCAAUUUUGAAACACACAAAAAAGAUAUCAAGCAUCCAGCCAAGCGACCUGAUUUGGUGAUGAAUACACCAAAGACGCGAUUGUGGUACAAGAAGGAUGACACUUUCUGGGUGCCAAGAGCAAAUGUGUGGAUUCUUUUCCGCAGCCCAUUGGCUUAUGCUACGCCUACGAAUUGCGUCAAGACUCGAUUAUACACGGAUAUUCUGAAGGAUUCGUUGAAUGAAUAUGCAUAUGAUGCCGAAGUAGCUGGUCUUUCAUACAACAUCGAGAACCAAUUGGAAGGAAUGCUGCUGGCUAUAGGUGGCUACAACGACAAGCUUUCUGUGCUGUUAGUAAAAGUCAUUCAAAAGAUGCGUGACCUCCAAGUUGAUCCUGAGCGGUUUAAGCUACUCAAAGAUCAGCUUCGAAGAUCCUACAGGAACUUUUCUUUGGAGCCACCUUAUCAACAUGCAUUGUAUUAUCUGUCAUAUUUCACCCAAGAUAAAAUGUGGACCAAUGCAGAAAAGUUAAAGGAACUUGAUGCCAUUACGGCCGAGGAUAUCCAGUCAUUCUACCCUACUAUCUUGUCGCACUUGCACUUAGAGGCACUUGUGCAUGGCAACGUGCAACAACAAGAAGCAGAGCAGAUGAUGAAGUCGGUUGCUGAUAUUCUGCAGCCACGUGAGUUGCUUCCAAGCCAGUUGAUAGGACAUAGAAGCCUCAUCUUGCCGGAAGGAUCUAAAUGGGUAUAUAAGCGUCAAGUCGAGGACCCGAACAAUGUCAAUUCCGGCAUAGAGUAUUUGAUCCAAGUCGGCAAUGUGACACAGACGGCUCUUCGGGCAAGAUUAAGCUUGUUGGCUCAAAUUGCACAAGAACCUUGCUUUGAUCAGCUGCGAACCAAGGAACAACUAGGUUACUUGGUUUUCAGUGGCGUCCGAAAACAGACGGGCUCUAUGGGCAUGCGUUUCAUUAUCCAGAGUGAACGAGACACUGUCUAUCUCGAGAAUCGUAUCGAGGAGUUCCUUGUCAAGCUGCGUGGUAUCAUUGCGGGCAUGUCCGAUCAAGAGUACCAGGCCCAGGUACAAUCUCUUAUUUUUAAAAAACUAGAAAAAGAUAAGAAUCUCGGACAAGAAGGCGGCAAAUACUGGACACACAUUCACUCGGGCUACUAUGAAUUCGAGCAAGUGGACAAUGAUGUCGCUCAGCUCAAGUCGAUCUCCAAGGACUCGCUGUUGGAUUUCUUUGACCAGUACAUUGAUCCGGUAUCUGACAAGGCACGCAAAAUAUCCGUCCACAUUCAAUCCCAAAAGACGCCUCUGGCAGCAGCCAAAUACAAGGUCAACAUUGAGUCGCUGCACACGUGUCUGGUUGCACAGGGUGUCACGCGAUUAAGCGUGGAUGAUCUGAGAGCAGCAGUGGAAAAGGGCGAUGCUGGCGAAGCAUCGAUCCAAGCAGUUUUGCGCGAGAUGCUGAUUGACGAGUCCAAGGGAGACGAAGAAGAGAUUGAAGGAUUGAUGUCGAAACUGGUAGCUGCCAUGGGCAUGGUAGAGAACAGUGCAGCUCAGUCGAACGGAUCGGUGAGCGGUACGUUUGUCACUGUUGACAGCAAAAAGACAGCGCGUCGCUUAUCGGUUGCAGAUGGCGAUUCCUCGGCGGAAAGCGGUCAACAGACUCCCGUACGUGACCACAACAACCUGCCUGAAGGCAACGUCGUCAUUUCAGAUCCAGUGGAUUUCAAGAGCAGGAUGGAGUUGAGCCCUGCGGCCGUGCCGCUUAUUGAUUUUUAGUUUCUCUUUUUUUUUUCUUUCUUUUUCCAUAUAUUAAUUAUUGAUUCGCUUUUGCCGUUUUCUCUCUCUCUCUCUCUUUUAAACCGCCGUCCUCUCUCCUACAAAACCACGCAACACCCAAUAACUCACACAUGUAUAUUUGUUUGGUCUUUGCAUAUUAUAAAAAAGAUGU
Zychaea mexicana is the source of this 3826-nucleotide messenger RNA. Its product is annotated as Metalloenzyme, LuxS/M16 peptidase-like protein. NCBI's taxonomy places the organism in Eukaryota, Fungi, Mucoromycota, Mucoromycetes, Mucorales, Lichtheimiaceae. Gene Ontology annotation, biological process: peptide catabolic process. Gene Ontology annotation, molecular function: metalloendopeptidase activity; metal ion binding. The record is from RefSeq and is a predicted model, not a curated record. The transcript is spliced from 14 exons. Gene Ontology annotation, cellular component: mitochondrion; cytosol. The coding region runs from base 79 to 3654 and encodes 1191 amino acids.